Molecule: messenger RNA, 809 nt
Organism: Magnolia sinica
Lineage: Eukaryota; Viridiplantae; Streptophyta; Magnoliopsida; Magnoliales; Magnoliaceae
Product: chaperone protein dnaJ 8, chloroplastic
Exons: 3
Coding region: 184-627 (147 amino acids)
Source: RefSeq, a predicted model, not a curated record
UAUAAAAAGCUUAUACACCCUUUCAUCUGUCUAUGUCCCCAUCAAAUCCUCACCGUGCCGUGUCAGUUGAUCUUUUCAAAACCAUAUUCUGAUCCGCUUGGGUAUAAAUCCAAUUGGGUAUUUGAUAUUUUUGCAAUUGAAUCUGGUUUUUGGAGUGUUUGGCUUUGAAUCUUUUGAUUGGAGAUGGCUGUUUCUAUGAAUAUGGUGCGUGGUGGGAUUGAAAUUGGUUCUUUGAAGGGAAUGAAAAGGAAUAACAACGUGGUUCGGUGUUCAGCUAGGUUGACAGAUCAGUACAGGACGCUGAGAAUCCAACCUGGGGCUUCUGAGAAAGAGGUGAAAAAGGCCUUCAGACAGCUUGCUUUGCAGUAUCAUCCUGAUGUAUGUAAGGGAAGCAAUUGCGGUGUUCAAUUUCAUAGGAUCAAUGAAGCUUAUGAUGUUGUGAUGACAAGCUUGACGGAAUCUGAUUCGGAGGAAUUGCAAUCCUAUGAUAAUGGAUAUGGUUAUGAUGGCUGUGAUGAGCCCAUGAGAGGCAUGUAUGACUCAAGCUGGGAUUUAUGGGAGGAAUGGAUGGGAUGGGAGGGUGCAGGCAUCAGAGACUAUUCUUCUCACAUCAAUCCAUACAUCUGAUUCGAGUGCUAAACGGUCCACAUUUUCUAUUUUAUGUGGUUUUGUAAAUAAUCAUUUCUUUUCUUUUCUUACAAUCCAAAUUAAGAUGUAUAUAGAACUUGGUUUGGAAUUCCAAGUGUAUGUAUGUUUCCUUUGAAAAUACAAGUCAGCAAUAAGAAGAUUCAAUGGUGAUUAUUUGUGAA